GGGGAUAAAGCUCCCUUAUUAUUCUCCUGGCUAAUAAUAUUAAAAACGCGGCGACUGAGACCUGUUUUUAGCUAAACAGACGACCUCCUGGACCACUCCGUGGCCCCAGCAGAGAGGUCAUCAGGUGACAAAGGCGGCACUCCUCACUCCGGCCUCUGCUCGCGGGCGGCGCAGGCCUAGGCGAGGCCUGAAGGGACUAGUUGGCGCGCACCAGCCGGGCGUGGUGACGUCAGGGCGGAAGCGCACGCUGCGUGAAGCGGCCCAGAAUCAGGCGGUCACGGGAAUAUCCGUCGCGCCGAGGACGCUGGUUAGUCUCGCUCCGGGUUCCGGCUGCGUUGGGCGUGCGUGCAGCUCGCUGAGACUAUGGCGUCCGGGCCUCACCCGACCGCGACCGCUGCCGCCGCCGCCUCGUCGGCCGCCCCGAGUGCGGGCGGCUCUAGCUCCGGGACGACGACCACGACGACGACUACGACGGGAGGGAUCCUGAUCGGCGACCGCCUGUACUCGGAAGUUUCGCUCACCAUCGACCACUCGCUGAUUCCGGAGGAGCGGCUCUCCCCUACCCCGUCUAUGCAGGACGGGCUCGACCUGCCCAGCGAGACCGACUUGCGCAUCCUGGGCUGCGAGCUCAUCCAAGCCGCCGGCAUUCUCCUCCGGUUGCCGCAGGUGGCGAUGGCAACGGGGCAGGUGUUGUUUCAUCGUUUUUUCUACUCCAAGUCUUUCGUCAAACACAGUUUCGAGAUUGUUGCCAUGGCUUGUAUUAAUCUUGCAUCAAAAAUUGAAGAAGCACCUAGAAGAAUAAGAGAUGUGAUUAAUGUAUUUCACCACCUACGCCAGUUAAGAGGAAAAAGGACUCCAAGCCCCCUGAUCCUUGAUCAGAACUACAUUAACACCAAAAAUCAAGUUAUCAAGGCAGAGAGAAGGGUGCUAAAGGAGUUGGGAUUUUGUGUUCAUGUCAAGCAUCCCCAUAAGAUCAUUGUUAUGUAUUUACAAGUCUUAGAAUGUGAACGUAAUCAAACCCUGGUUCAAACUGCCUGGAAUUAUAUGAAUGACAGUCUUCGAACCAAUGUAUUUGUUCGGUUCCAGCCAGAGACUAUAGCAUGUGCUUGCAUCUACCUUGCAGCUAGAGCUCUUCAGAUUCCAUUACCAACUCGUCCCCAUUGGUUUCUUCUUUUUGGUACUACAGAAGAGGAAAUCCAGGAAAUUUGCAUAGAAACGCUUAGGCUUUAUACCAGAAAAAAGCCAAACUAUGAAUUGUUGGAAAAAGAAGUAGAGAAAAGAAAAGUAGCCUUACAAGAAGCCAAAUUAAAAGCAAAGGGAUUGAAUCCCGAUGGAACUCCAGCCCUUUCAACCCUUGGUGGAUUUUCCCCAGCCUCCAAACCAUCAUCACCAAGAGAAGUGAAAGCUGAAGAGAAGUCACCAAUCUCUGUUAAUGUGAAGACAGUCAAGAAAGAACCUGAGGACAGACAACAGGCUUCCAAAAGCCCUUAUAAUGGUGUAAGAAAAGACAGCAAGAGAAGUAGAAACAGCAGGAGUGCAAGUCGAUCAAGAUCAAGAACACGAUCACGUUCUAGAUCACAUACUCCAAGAAGACAUUAUAAUAAUAGGCGGAGCCGAUCUGGAACAUACAGCUCAAGAUCAAGAAGCAGGUCCCGCAGUCACAGUGAAAGUCCAAGACGACAUCAUAAUCAUGGUUCUCCUCACCUUAAGGCCAAGCAUACAAGAGAGGAUUUAAAAAGUUCAAAUAGACAUGGUCAUAAAAGGAAAAAGUCUCGUUCUCGAUCUCAGAGCAAGUCUCGGGAUCACUCAGAUGCUGCCAAGAAACACAGGCAUGAAAGGGGACAUCAUAGGGACAGGCGUGAAAGAUCUCGCUCCUUUGAGAGGUCCCAUAAAGGCAAGCACCAUGGUGGCAGUCGCUCAGGACAUGGCAGGCACAGGCGCUGACUUUCUUCCUUUGAGCCUGCAUCAGUUCCUGGUUUUGCCUAUCUACAGUGUGAUGUAUGGACUCAUAAUCAAAACAUUAAAAGGAAAUUGAUUAGGAUUUGAUUUCUUAAAGCCCUCUAGGUCUCUAGAAACACUGAGGACAUUUUCUUUUGGAAGGAAACUAUGUGUUUUUUUUUUUUUGUUUUGGGGUUUUUUGUUUUUUUGUUUUUAAGUUUUUGUGGGUUUCUUUUUUGUUUGGGGGGUUUUUUUGGUUGUUUCUAGGGUUUUUGUUUUGUUUUUGUUUUUGUUUUGUUUUUUUUGCACAUUAAAAUGCCCUAGCAGUAUCUAAUUGAAAACCAUGGUCAGGUUCAAUUGUACUUAUAGUUGUGUAUUGUUUAUUGCUAUAAGAACUGGAGGUGAGUUCUGUAAAAAUGUAUCUUAUUUUUAUACAGAUAAAAAUUGCAGACACUGUUCUAUUUAAGUGGUUAUUUGUUUAAAUGAUGGUGAAUACUUUCUUAACACUGGUUUGUCUGCAUGUGUAAAGAUUUUUACAAGGAAAUAAAAUGCAAAUCUUGUUUUUCUAAACUGCUUCAAAUAAUCUUAUUUAAAUAAAUUAUUAAACAGAGAAAAAUUUUAAUAGUAAAGUGCCUGUACUGAUUUUCUGACAAAACCUUUUCUCCAUCAGCUAUAUAUAUAGUUCAAGGUUCUUAAAUGCAGUUCUUACCUGCAUUGAGAGCUAUUCUAAAAGUCUUUGCCUUUACAUUUGGAAAAAAACCAAUGGGAGUUGUGCAACAGUGUAAUAUUAAAUGUUCUAUUGUAGCAUUAAACCAGUCUUCAAGUUGAAACCUAUUUGCACAUAUAUAGUACUUAAAAUUUGCUUUAAGCCUCUGGUACCACUUAAGUGAGCUGUCCUCUAGAACAAAGUCAAAACUUUUAACAUAAUGGUAUAUCAGACCCAACUGUUAAACAUUAAAGGUUUUCUUUAAUUUAGACAGUGAAGAUUUUAUCUAGGCUAGGAGGAUUGAAUAAUAAAAUGAGGACCCCCGGACUUGGCUAGCUGAAAAAAGUAAAAUCUGACCCUAAAGUAAAUCAAGUUUUGUUGAAAAAGUCAGAAGUCCUAUAUCCAAAUGAAUACAUUUUUAAUAUGCAUAUUGAGUUAUUUUACCAAUAAUUUGGAAGUGAAUUUAGAAAUUUUAGAAGGCCAUAUAGGAUUUCAUUAUUUUAUAGUUAUAGUAAGUUUUGCAUUAAUUUUUUUUAACACUUGAUUAUGUGGCCACUAGACCUGGCUCUAAAUAAUUUUUUUGUUUCAAGAAAUCAAAUAUACCCACAAAGAUAUGAAGAUUUACUGCCACUAAGGAUGUUUUUAAAAAAAAUAACAGCUUCUCAAGAUGAUUCCAAAGACCAACAUUCACCAUUGGUGAGCAAUAGGGCUGAAAAAAGUAGAAA
This is a messenger RNA of Panthera uncia (snow leopard), 3369 nucleotides long. It is a transcript of the gene CCNL1, whose product is annotated as cyclin L1. The record is from RefSeq and is a predicted model, not a curated record. Gene Ontology annotation, cellular component: nucleus. Gene Ontology annotation, biological process: regulation of transcription by RNA polymerase II. The transcript is spliced from 11 exons. Gene Ontology annotation, molecular function: cyclin-dependent protein serine/threonine kinase regulator activity. NCBI's taxonomy places the organism in Eukaryota, Metazoa, Chordata, Mammalia, Carnivora, Felidae. The coding region runs from base 364 to 1944 and encodes 526 amino acids.